CCCGCCCCCGCCGAAGCCCCGCCCCACCCCGCUAGUAGCUUGUCCCGCGAGAGACACGGCUGAGCGCUACGGGACGCAGUGGACAUGGUGCGCGGCAGGAUCUCUCGGCUCUCGGUCCGCGACGUGCGCUUCCCCACCUCGCUCGGGGGCCACGGCUCGGACGCCAUGCACACAGACCCUGACUACUCUGCUGCUUACGUUGUCAUAGAGACUGAUGCAGAAGAUGGACUCAAGGGCUGUGGCAUUACCUUCACCCUGGGGAAGGGCACUGAAGUUGUUGUCUGUGCUGUGAAUGCCCUCGCACACCAUGUGCUUCACAAGGACCUCAGGGACAUUGUCAGUGACUUCAGAGGCUUCUACAGGCAGCUCACAAGUGAUGGGCAACUCAGAUGGAUUGGUCCAGAGAAAGGUGUGGUGCACCUGGCCACGGCAGCCAUUCUGAAUGCGCUGUGGGACCUGUGGGCAAAGCAGGAGGGGAAGCCUCUGUGGAAGUUACUUGUGGACAUGGAUCCCAGGACGCUGUCAUCUUGCAUUGAUUUCAGAUACAUCACUGACGUCCUGACGGAGGAGGAGGCCUACGAAAUACUGCAGAACGGUCAAGUUGGUAAAAAAGAAAGAGAAGAGCAAAUACUGACUCAUGGCUACCCUGCCUACACCACGUCGUGCGCCUGGCUGGGGUACUCAGACGACACACUGCGGCAGCUCUGCACAGCGGCACUGAAGGAUGGCUGGACCAGGUUUAAAGUGAAGGUUGGGGCUGACCUUCAGGAUGACAUGCGUAGAUGCCGCCUCAUCAGAGAUAUGAUUGGACCAGAGAAGAUUUUGAUGAUGGACGCCAACCAGCGCUGGGACGUGCCUGAGGCAGUGGAGUGGACGUCAAAGCUGGCUGAAUUCAAGCCAUUGUGGAUUGAGGAACCCACAUCCCCUGAUGACAUCCUAGGGCAUGCCGCCAUUUCCAAGGCACUGGCCCCAUUAGGAAUUGGUGUCGCCACAGGAGAACAGUGCCACAAUAGGGUGAUAUUUAAGCAACUCCUACAGGCGAAUGCCCUGCAGUUUCUCCAGAUUGACAGCUGCAGACUAGGAAGUGUCAAUGAGAACCUCUCAGUUUUGCUGAUGGCCAAAAAGUUUGGAAUUCCUGUUUGCCCCCAUGCUGGUGGUGUUGGCCUCUGCGAGCUGGUGCAGCACUUGAUUAUUUUUGACUACAUAUCAGUGUCCGGAAGCCUUAAAAACAGGAUGUGUGAAUACGUGGAUCACUUGCAUGAACAUUUCAAGUACCCUGUAAUUAUCAGGAGGGCUUCCUACAUGCCUCCUAAGGAUGCUGGCUAUUCAACAGAAAUGAAGGAGGACUCUGUAGAGAAACACCAAUACCCAGAUGGCGAAGUAUGGAAGAAACUCCAGGCUGCUCAAGAAAAUUAAGUGUUCACCCCUAACAAACACCUUUUCUUAAGUGAAAAGGCUUAUAAUUUCUUGGGACAGUUUUAGAAAAAUAGGAGGAAAAAAACCUCAUCCUACCAAUCAAGUUCAGUUGAAAGCUGUAUUAACCUUGGGAGUCAGCUUAAUCAUUGGUAUCACUUGAUUCUUUCAGCAAGUCAAAAUGUUUUCUAUUUAAUCCUUAAAUUUAAUUUACCUAAUCCAAAAAUGCAGGAAGAUGUUCUCAGAAAAUUUCUAUCAAGGGCUGGACAUUAAACUGUACUUUGAAAAUGAGGAAAACAUCACACAAUGUGUUGGAAUGAUUCCUUGUUCUCUCUGUUAGCACUUGUCAUGAAGUAGCAGAAUAAAAACAGUUCGGCAGUGCAGGGCAUCUGGUAUGCAUGACAUGGUUUAGCAUCCCUUUUCUUGAUCAAUGUGAGCAUAUUAGAGAAUUCACAGCAUACUAAAAUUAACAGGGACAAAAUGUUAUUUCAUAGAUUACUUUUUAUCUCUUCAAAAAACUAUCCUAAGUGGCCACUAUAUUUUAAUAUAAAAUGCACCUAAAAUGAGAUGAAUCAUGGAAAAACAGGGCAAAACAGUUAAAAGUCGUAUUUCUAAAAUACACUGUAAUCAUCUGAAAAGCAUCCUAACAAGAUUAUGUAUGUGUGUAUGCUGUACUCCUAGAAGGUUCAGGUCAAUCUGUUUGAGGCAGGAACC
Molecule: messenger RNA, 2127 nt
Organism: Castor canadensis (American beaver)
Lineage: Eukaryota; Metazoa; Chordata; Mammalia; Rodentia; Castoridae
Gene: Enosf1
Product: enolase superfamily member 1
Biological process (GO): amino acid catabolic process; carbohydrate catabolic process
Molecular function (GO): L-fuconate dehydratase activity; magnesium ion binding
Source: RefSeq, a predicted model, not a curated record